Molecule: messenger RNA, 2899 nt
Organism: Symphalangus syndactylus (siamang)
Lineage: Eukaryota; Metazoa; Chordata; Mammalia; Primates; Hylobatidae
Gene: HBEGF
Product: heparin binding EGF like growth factor
Biological process (GO): epidermal growth factor receptor signaling pathway; positive regulation of cell population proliferation
Cellular component (GO): plasma membrane
Molecular function (GO): heparin binding; growth factor activity; epidermal growth factor receptor binding
Source: RefSeq, a predicted model, not a curated record
GUGCCUGCAACUUCAACUCUGGUUAUCUGGGGUUUAUGAGAACGGCUGGCAUUCAUGUGUCUAAUUUUUAAAUGAUAAAUGAAUUAAUUAUUAUUUGAUACUUGCCGUGUUGGUAGGCCAAAAGGUGGGCUUCUGAACUUAGAGGGUGACAAGGAUGGAGACCCCUGGUAUGGGGCUGAGAUGAAGCAAGAGGCCAGGCCCGGAACAGAACUCAGCUCAGCAGUCAGUCACAAGGCUGCAGAGCGACAGGCGUUUGGGGAAAGGUAGGAACCGCUCUCCGCCACCUGCCGGUCAGCAGCCCUACCCACAAUCAGGCCGCGGCUGCCUCGGCCUGGUCCCAAAAAAUGUGAGCGCCGCCCCCUCCUCCUGCCCAGUCCUCCGUCGCGCCCGCGGGGUCGGGGGCUGCGCUGCCGGCGCCGCGAGCCGGGCGAGCUUCCCAGCACGGGAGGAGGGAGGGGGCGGUGCCGGAGGGGGGCGGAGCUUCGGCGCCUCCCGGAGCCUUAUUCCCGGCCGCGAGCCGGGCAGCGCUCAUUCGGCUGAAGGAGCUACGCGGGCCGCGCUGUUGGCUGGCCUGACCUAGGCGCGCGGGGUCGGGCGGCGGCGCGGGCGGGCUGAGUGAGCAAGACAGACACAACAAGAGCGAGCUGCGCCCGGGUCCCGGCCAGGCUUGCACGCAGAGGCGGGCGGCAGACGGCGCCCGGCGGAAUCUCCUGAGCUCCGCCGCCCAGCUCCGGUACCAGCGCCCAGUGGCCGCCGCUUCGAAAGUGAUUGGUGCCUCGCCGCCUCUUCUCGGUGCGGGACCAUGAAGCUGCUGCCGUCGGUGGUGCUGAAGCUCUUUCUGGCUGCAGUUCUCUCGGCACUGGUGACUGGCGAGAGCCUGGAGCGGCUUCGGAGAGGGCUGGCGGCUGGAACCAGCAACCUGGACCCUCCCACUGGAUCCACGGACCAGCUGCUACCCCUAGGAGGCGGCCGGGACCGGAAAGUCCGUGACUUGCAAGAGGCAGAUCUGGACCUUUUGAGAGUCACUUUAUCCUCCAAGCCACAGGCACUGGCCACACCAAGCAAGGAGGAGCAUGGGAAAAGAAAGAAGAAAGGCAAGGGGCUAGGGAAGAAGAGGGACCCAUGUCUUCGGAAAUACAAGGACUUCUGCAUCCAUGGAGAAUGCAAAUAUGUGAAGGAGCUCCGGGCUCCCUCCUGCAUCUGCCACCCGGGUUACCAUGGAGAGAGGUGUCAUGGGCUGAGCCUCCCAGUGGAAAAUCGCUUAUAUACCUAUGACCACACAACCAUCCUGGCCGUGGUGGCCGUGGUGCUGUCAUCUGUCUGUCUGCUGGUCAUCGUGGGGCUUCUCAUGUUUAGGUACCAUAGGAGAGGAGGUUAUGAUGUGGAAAAUGAAGAGAAAGUGAAGUUGGGCAUGACUAAUUCCCACUGAGAGAGACUUGUGCUCAAGGAAUCGGCUGGGGACUGCUACCUCUGAGAAGACACAAGGUGAUUUCAGACUGCAGAGGGGAAAGACUUCACAUCUAGCCACAAAGACUCCUUCGUCCCCAGUCGCCGUCUAGGAUUGGGCCUCCCAUAAUUGCUUUGCCAAAAUACCAGAGCCUUCAAGUGCCAAACAGAGUAUGUCCGAUGGUAUCUGGGUAAGAAGAAAGCAAAAGCAAGGGACCUUCAUGCCCUUCUGAUUCCCCUCCACCAAACCCCACUUCCCCUCAUAAGUUUGUUUAAACACUUAUCUUCUGGAUUAGAGUGCCGGUUAAAUUCCAUAUGCUCCAGGAUCUUUGACUGAAAAAAAAAAAAAAAAGGAAGAAGAAGAAGAAGAAGAAAGAGCAAGAAGGAAAGAUUUGUGAACUGGAAGAAAGCAACAAAGAUUGAGAAGCCAUGUACUCAAGUACCACCAAGGGAUCUGCCACUGGGACCCUCCAGCGCUGGAUUUGAUGAGUUAACUGUGAAAUACCACAAGCCUGAGAACUGAAUUUUGGGACUUCUACCCAGAUGGAAAAAUAACAACUAUUUUUAUUGUUGUUGUUUGUAAAUGCCUCUUAAAUUAUAUAUUUAUUUUAUUCUAUGUAUGUUAAUUUAUUUAGUUUUUAACAAUCUAACAAUAAUAUUUCAAGUGCCUAGACUGUUACUUUGGCAAUUUCCUGGCCCUCCACUCCUCAUCCCCACAAUCUGGCUCAGUGCCACCCACCCUUGCCACAAAGCUGGGAUGGUUCUGUGACCCAUCUGUAGUAAUUUAUUGUCUGUCUACAUUUCUGCAGAUCUUCCGUGGUCAGAGUGCCACUGCGGGAGCUCUGUAUGGUCAGGAUGUAGGGGUUAACUUGGUCAGAGCCACUCUAUGAGUUGGACUGCAGUCUUGCCUAGGCGAUUUUGUCUACCAUUUGUGUUUUGAAAGCCCAAGGUGCUGAUGUCAAAGUGUAACAGAUAUCAGUGUCUCCCUGUGUCCUCUCCCUGCCAAGUCUCAGAAGAGGUUGGGCUUCCGUGCCUGUAGCUUUCCUGGUCCGUCACCCCCAUGGCCCCAGGCCCACAGCGUGGGAACUCACUUUCCCUUGUGUCAAGACAUUUCUCUAACUCCUGCCAUUCUUCUGGUGCUACUCCAUGCAGGGGUCAGUGCAGCAGAGGACAGUCUGGAGAAGGUAUUAGCAAAGCAAAAGGCUGAGAAGGAACAGGGAACAUUGGAGCUGACUGUUCUUGGUAACUGAUUACCUGCCAAUUGCUACUGAGAAGGUUGGAGGUGGGGAAGGCUUUGUAUAAUCCCACCCACCUCACCAAAACGAUGAAGGUAUGCUGUCAUGGUCCUUUCUGGAAGUUUCUGGUGCCAUUUCUGAACUGUUACAACUUGUAUUUCCAAACCUGGUUCAUAUUUAUACUUUGCAAUCCAAAUAAAGAUAACCCUUAUUCCAUA